Biomphalaria glabrata is the source of this 6957-nucleotide messenger RNA. Its product is annotated as gamma-aminobutyric acid type B receptor subunit 1-like. The record is from RefSeq and is a predicted model, not a curated record. The transcript has 18 exons. NCBI's taxonomy places the organism in Eukaryota, Metazoa, Mollusca, Gastropoda, Planorbidae. Gene Ontology annotation, molecular function: G protein-coupled GABA receptor activity. The coding region runs from base 195 to 2864 and encodes 889 amino acids. Gene Ontology annotation, cellular component: G protein-coupled receptor heterodimeric complex; membrane. Gene Ontology annotation, biological process: gamma-aminobutyric acid signaling pathway; G protein-coupled receptor signaling pathway.
ACUUAGCAGAUUUUUUAAAACACUCUGAACCGAAAAUAUCCGUAAAUUGUUUUCAUUGGUGAUAAUGGAAGAUGAAUCUUGAUUCGCCACUCUCACAAAGUGAAUAGAGAUGAUGCACAUGCUCUUAUAAGAGAGUUUCCAACUUCAAGAAUGUGAAAACACAUUAAGCUAACAAUUCCUAGCUAUCUGUCAUCAUGGCAAAGAAAUUAUUUUCAUCUUUGCUAAUUAUUCUAAUUUUAAUUUCAUCAAAAAAUUGCCAGCCCUUAUUUAAACAAAAAACCUUAACCAUUGGAGGAAUUUUUCCAAUGUCAGGAAGUUGGGCUGGUGGCGUAGGAUGUCUCCCAGCUGUUGAAAUGGCUCUGGCUGACGUCAAUAACCGUACUGAUAUUUUGCCAGAUUAUAAGCUGGAUAUGAGGCGUGGUGACAGUCAGUGUAAACCAGGUCUAGGAACCAAAGUGCUGUACGAGCUGUUGUAUGAAAAACCAACUAAGCUUCUGGUUCUGACAGGAUGCAGCAUAGUUUCAACAUUUGUGGCUCAGGCUGCCAAGAUGUGGAAGCUGGUUGUUCUGUCUUAUGGUGGAAGCUCUCCAGCACUUUCUAACAGGGAAAGAUUCCCUACUUUUUUUCGCACUCACCCUUCUGCUACUCUUCACAAUCCGAUCAGAGUGAAAGUUUUCAAAAAAUUCAAUUGGCAUAGAAUCUCAACAAUACAGGAAACUCAAGAACUUUUUACAUCUACAAUAGAAGAUUUAGAGCAGAGAGUUAAAGAGGCUGGCAUUGAUAUUGCAGUUCGACAAAGUUUUCUUACUGAUCCUACCAAUGCUGUGCGAAACCUUAAGAGACAAGACGCAAGAAUUAUUGUUGGUGUGUUUUAUGAAGAUAUGGCUAGAAGAGUAUUUUGUCAGGCAUAUAAAGAGCGACUAUAUGGUAAAAAACAUGUCUGGUUUAUCAUUGGUUGGUACCCUGACAAUUGGUACAAGGUAAAAGAUGACAGGCACAACUGCACUAUAGAACAGCUGGAGGAAGCCCUGGAAGGUCACUUCACCACAGAGGCUGUAAUGAUCCACCAGGAACCAACAAUGACUGAUGUUGGAAUGACAGCUCAACAGUUCACUCACAGACUGAACAAAAUAUUAAACACGUCAGACACAAGUCUGGUCACUGGCUAUCCUGAGGCUCCUCUGGCUUAUGACGCUGUGUGGGCUGUUGCUUUUGCUUUUAACAAAACUGUGGCUCAAUUAGCAGAGAGAAACAUGAAACUUGAAGACUUUGAUUAUUACAAUGAAAAUAUCACUAAUGCCAUAUAUAGUGCUAUGAACUCCACCAAAUUUCUGGGAAUCUCUGGGAAUGUGGCAUUUUCUGCUAAAGGAGAUCGUAUUGCAUGGACACAAAUUGAACAGUUCAUAAAUGGGUCCUAUGUGAAGCUUGGAGUCUAUGAUGCAGCAGCUGACAAUCUAACUUGGUACAGAAAAGAAAAAUGGCUAGGUGGCCGACCACCUCCUGACCACACUCAGGUAAUAGAUGACCUUCGAGUGGUUUCACAUACAUUAUACUUCUCAAUGUGUGGCUUGGCAGGUGUUGGGAUUCUUGCUGGGAUACUAUGUCUGAUUUUUAACCACAUCAACAGAAACAGACAGUGUGUGGCCUUUUCUCAACCAGCCAUCAACAAUCUAACAGUAGUUGGCUGCAUGAUCUGUCUUAGCUGUAUUGUUCUGCUCGGACUGGACGGCAAGUUUGUACCAGAUUAUCACUAUCCUGUAGUCUGCCAGGUACGAGCUUGGUUGUUGUCUCUUGGGUUUACACUUAGCUACGGCUCAAUGUUUUCCAAAAUCUGGACAGUUCAUCAGCUGACCACAACCAGGAAGAAAGAUAGAGCAAUUGUCCAGAUUUGGGAACUGUUCACUGUACUAGGCAUUCUCAUCCUGCUUGAUAUAGGUGUUCUCACAGCCUGGCAGGUUCUGGAUCCACUACAGAGAAAACUUGAAACUUUUGCCCGCAUUCAGCCGACCAACACAGAAGAUGACAUUGAGCUUAGACCUCAGCUUGAGCACUGCCACUCUGAGAAUCUAAACAUUUGGCUUGGUGUCCUGUUUGGCUACAAAGGUAUACUGCUCAUCUUUGGUAUUUUCUUGGCCUAUGAGACUCGCAGCGUUAAACUGAAGCAAGUCAACGACUCAAGAUUUGUGGGCAUGAGUAUUUACAAUGUUGUGGUUCUGUGUGUCAUCACAGCUCCCAUCUCUCUCAUCAUCGGCAACCAGGAAGAUGCUACUUUUGCUUUUGUCUCUCUUGCUAUCAUUCUGUGCAGCUUCCUGUCCAUGGGGCUCAUAUUUGUACCAAAGAUGAUGGAGAUAAUUCAGAACCCACAGAGAGAGGGUCAGGAGGUGAAAAGCUUGACAGACUCUCUGGUCAGUCGGGAGGAAGAAGAGAGACACCAGAAAAUGUUGGGAGAAAACGAGCAACUUAAGAAACAAAUCGCAGAGAUGGAAGACAGGAUCAGAGAACUGAACCAGAAACUACAGGAUAGAGCUCGCCAGCGUGUCACCAGCAAUAACAUCAUCAGUACACCAGCUUCCAUAGCCAACAAACACCAGAGCAGUAACAAAGUGGUCAUUGUUGACCCUCUCUUAGUUACCAACAACCAAGUGCCCCACACCCAGGACAGCAUCUCCUCCAUGACCAACCAAGUGGACCUCCUGACAGCCAAUGUACUUGGCCAGGAUCUGACAGAAAGCAGUCCAGUGGUUGUGGACCAUUGUUCUGACUCUGGCCUGGCUGAAGAGAGUUUCGGCUUGAACUCCAGUGAAAUGAAGAGUACAUUAUCUGAUGGCCAAGACUUAGUUCACCAGAGUCACAUGAAAAUUUAACAGGUAGCCAAACAUUUAACUUUUUAUUAGAACCAUUUGGACGUUUCUCAGAAAUGAUUUUAUUUUUUUCUGGAAAUUUCCAAAACAUGACUAUUAGAGAAAAAGUGAUUUAAUGAGUAAAAAAAAACUUUUUUUGUCGUUUGUUUCUAAGAGUUCUUUUAAAUUAUUUACUCAUUUAAGAGCUACAUAGUAUAUUCAUGUACUAUCCUUGAAUAUUAAGAAAUAUUUAUUUGUGUUUUAAUGACGACACAAAAAAUCCUAAAGAAGUUGUCAAAGAUGAUUUUUCACCAACAGGAAAAGAAAGGUGAAAAAGAUUGUCACUGGAAAUGUUUUAUACAGUGUGAACUAUCUUUACUUAUAUUUAUUACAUUUUCAAAACAAAUAUUUACAAGAUAUUACUUUACAAUGUUUGUGUGUUUUUUUUAAUAGAGGUCAUUAACAAUAACUACAUCCCCCCCUUUUUUUUUUUUUACUUUUUAACAUCUUUCCUUUUUUUUUUCUUUAACCCAGUACCUCCUACCACACACACAGUAUGGUGGGUUGUUUUUUUUUUGCCAAGUCCUAAUGCAGGAACGUUAUUGUCUCCAUUUCCCAAGAUAAGAAAAGUUGCUAGCAAACAUUGUUUAAACUUUCCUAUAAGAAUAAUUCAUUGUGUCUUGUGAAGGAGUAUGUCAUGAACAUUUUGACUUUUUUUUAACAAAAACUGGAUGUAGGUCACUUUUUAAUUAUUUUGAAAAAUAAUUUUUCCAACGAACAGGCCCACAGCCCCAGUGUAUAAGCCCCCACCUGGGAAAAUGAGUAUUUUUGAAGCUUUUUUAUAUUCUAAAGAAAUUAAGUAUAUAUAUUUUUUAACUAGACAUAUCGCUCUAUGUUUUAAAGUUGUUUAUUUUAUUUAUUUAUUAGUAUUCUUAUAUUUUAUUAUUUUUUCUACAAUUUUUUUACACUUUUUUAUUUUAUUCAGAAUUACCCCACAUUGCUUAGUGUAUGUCAAGAAUUUUUCAAACCAGAAAUCAGUAUUAACGGGUUAAAACUACUGCCUACCCCAUAGCCAAUGUAAAAUUACAUACAAUUUGAAAUUUUUAAAAAAUUUGUUUUGACCAUUUUUAAUUUAAUUUAAAUAAAUGAAAACAAAUGUGUACAACAGAUAUCAAAUUGACUAGAUCCCAACAUUUUUUAAGAUUGUCAAUUAUGUGUAUGUAUAGAUUUUGUUUUAACUUGCUGACAAAUUCUGUCUUAUUGUUUAAAUGUUGUACUUCAAAUGUUGUUUUCAUUCUUCUUCUUCUUCGUUUUCAUUAUUUUCAUUCAAUGUUGUCAGAUUUAUUCUUUGAAGUAGUUAGUAAUAAGUGUAUCAAGUCAUUUAUAUUUUUUGUAUUUAUCUGUACAGUGUGACUUUCUAAAGACACAAUUUUGAUCUCAUAUAUAUAUAUAUAUAAAAUGGACAAACUUUGACUUGUGUCUGCUUUACAUUAAUUUGUAGCACAAAUUAUGAAAAUAUUUUUUUAUUUAUGAAACUAAUUUUUUUUUAAUUUUAUUAUUUUUUUGCGCAAUAAGUUUUUUUUUUCUUUUCUUUUUUUUCUCACAAAAAUAAAAUUGUAUGCUUUAAAUUAAAAUACUCCAAGUGGAUUAUAAAUAAAUAUAAAUAUACUCUAAUAAACCUGUCCAUAAGAGAUUUCAAUUUUUGCAUUUUUAUUAUAUGAGAUAACUCAUUCCUUUAACUUUGAUAUUAUUUUUAUAAUUUAUACAGCAUAGAUGUCAUGUUUUGUGAUAUGAAUUAUAAUACAACCAGAUUUUGUUGAUCUGAGUGUUCAACUUUUUGAAAUGUGAUAUUUUAUUAUUUUUUUAAGUGCAAUAUUUUGCUUUACAAUGAUAAAUGCAGAACUUUUAAAAAAAUUUACACAUGAAAUUUUAUUUUUAAUCUUUUAAUUUUAUUGAGCAUAAACAAUUAGUCUAUAUUGGCACUUUAAUACUUUAUAGACAUUUAUUUUGUAUUCUUUUGGCAUGUUGAAACUAUAUAUUGCUAUAAUUUUGAAUUUUUACACUUUGCUGAAAACUAAAAUUAAAUUUGAUCCCAAAGAAUGUCUGUAGCAAACUUAUAAAUGUCAUCUGAGGCACAAUUUAUUUUACCAAGUAAAUCUUUGUCACACAUCAACAGAAAUGUUGAUCUUAACAUUCUUAUAUACACAUUUUUUGUAUAUAGAUGCCAACAAUUUGUUUUACACUUUGUGGGCUUGUUUUUCCAUUUCAUUUUAGAUUAGCAUAAUACAAGUUAUAUUGAGGUUGAAAAAACAAAUCUGACAUGAUUAACUUUGUCUUUGAGAUUAGAAUGUACCAUGCUUUGAUGCUUUUUAAAAUAAUAAUAAUAAUGGUAAUCUUUAUUAUCCAUAAGGAAUUUGUCUUACAAUUUGUGCAUUACACCAAACAAAACAUUAUAAGAUAAUUUUAUUGAUCCAAUCAAAUGGAAAUUCAGUUUGACUACAAUUGACAAUAUCAGUGUAACUACUGUACAAUAACAGUAUAGAUGAAAAAUUCGAACAACAUUCACACACGAAACACAUACACAUUUCCAACCAGUGCUUUAUGAAUUUGACUUCUAUGUACUUCUCUAUGACGACAGCUGAUCUUGUAACACUCUGACCGAAAGUGGGAUAAAGGAGUUUUUAAAUCUUUCUGUUUUAGUCCUAAUGGAAAGGAGAUGACCACAUUGUUUAGAUCUUAUGUAAUAGUGGUUUAAUGGGUGCAGGUUGUCCUUAAGAAUCGAGAGUGUUUUGGAAAGGCAUCUUUCAUGAAAAAGCUCUUCAAGAGAUGGUAGCUGUGUUCGAGUGAUAUGCGAUGCUUUUUUAAUUAGUCUAUUUAGUCUAAGUCUUUGUGCCAGUAAAGUAUUACCACACUAGCAGGUGAUGGCAAACUAUAGAAAACCAAAAUAUACAUUCACACCAGAAUCAUUCAUAAUUUACAUGUGACAAAGUUUAAAUCAGGAAAUUAUUUGUAAGUUCUUAUGUUUUUUUUGUCGACAGUUUCUUUUUAAACUUGCUCUUCAAUGCUUGUUGUAAACAUUGAUUUCUUGGUUUUAUUUCAUAAUUCUGAUGUAGCAUGAGUUGUCUUCCUUUUACUUAUCUUUCCUUAUUAGGGUUAUUAUUAAGGUUAUUAUAUUCUUUUCUUUAUGACUUGUUUUUGUUUUUACUUACAUUACAAACACUUAUGUCAGAUUUUUAGAAAAUGUACUUUGUAAAGGAAUCUACUACAGAAUAGUUUCUAAAUGAUUCCAAAAACUCUUUUGAUAAUAGCAUAGUUGAUGUGUUUGUUCAUGUUUUGUGUACAUAUUCUGCUUUUAAAACUGUUUUUUUUUCUUGGUCACAAUUUCAAAUUUAGUAUAAAAGUUCUUUACAACUUAUGUAUAUGUCUGCUAAAUGUUUAUUUUGUGUUAAGCUAAAUGUUUAUUUUGUGUUAAAUUCAAACCUAAUGAAAUGAAACAUUUUUUAAAGGAAAUUUUUAUGUUAAGACUACAACAAGCUUCACUUUAACACACAUGACGAAUAGAGUUUAAUAUUCCAGUCAGCCUUUUAAGCAAGAAAUAAGACGGAAAUACCUUUAAUUAACAGCCUUAACAGUUUUCCACUAGGCCUUUAGUCUUAAUCUUCUCUUUUCAAACUAUCUUAUUCUACAAUGGCAGAGAUAAUAAAUUGUUCUUUUUCUAUUAGUGAAUUUUUUGUAUGUUUUUUAAAACAAUUAAUGCCAGUUUUCUUACUUUUAUUUUUAAGAUAUUUGUACACAGUACAUUUUUGUAUACAAUCUGCUCCCCUGAAACAGAUUACUAUAUAGACAAUCCAGUUUGACUUCAACUACCAGGUCUGGAAAAGAAUUUAUUUAGUUUCAUGUUUAUUGUCAGUCAAAAGUAACAACAUUAACGCAGAGUAAACUUGUUACAAGUUUAUAGAUUUACUGAACUUUUUUAACUAUUUUAUGUUUUUCUGAUUCUGUGAUUUUUGUAUAAUUAUUGUUUUUUUUAAUAUUGUACGAAAAUACUUGUGUCAGUUAGAUCUACUUUUAUUUAUUUAUUUUGUUUGGUACAAUAGUUGGUGAAAUAAAUAAUUGA